AUGGCCUAUCAUUACGCUUUCUUCGACGCAGACGAUAGGGACGGGCAGCUGGCCACCGAGGAAGAAAUCUGGGACCUUCUAUACGUUAUCGACGGCACUCCUGCCCGCGUGUGGCUCGCCAUGCUGAUGAGAGUGGCCGAACGGUUUACCUGGUGCGGCAAUACUGGGCCGCUACAAAGCUACCUCCAGCAGUCUCCGGACAGCUCCAUCCGCGGUGCUCUUGGCUUGUCACAGGCCACAGCGUCCAAUCUUGACAGCGCCAUCCUCGCCGCCAGCGACUUCACCCUACGCCAGCGGCUGUACAUGCGGAUACUUGGCUUGGCCGCUACUGGGCCUUGGUUCUGUUCUACUCAUUCUCCUUCUAGAACCGUGCUUGCUAGCUCAGUCGUCUUGUUCGUCACCUCGCUGCCGCAGAUGCUGGAUCGAGGUGCUGCCGAGUGGGCAGUCUACACCGCCAUGGCCUUGAUGUCUCUUGGCUCGGGCGGCGGGAAGGUGGUCUUUACGCCUCUCGUAGGCUUAUCAACAGCCCUCGCGACGACACUGCUGGAGCGAUACGUCUCUUUUUGGGCUGCCUACUUGGCGGUACCUACAAUGCGCUGA
Molecule: messenger RNA, 600 nt
Organism: Thermothielavioides terrestris NRRL 8126
Lineage: Eukaryota; Fungi; Ascomycota; Sordariomycetes; Sordariales; Chaetomiaceae
Exons: 5
Coding region: 1-600 (199 amino acids)
Source: RefSeq, a predicted model, not a curated record